Pseudozyma flocculosa PF-1 is the source of this 1851-nucleotide messenger RNA. RefSeq lists its product as uncharacterized. The transcript has 7 exons. The record is from RefSeq and is a predicted model, not a curated record. Gene Ontology annotation, molecular function: histone deacetylase activity. Lineage: Eukaryota; Fungi; Basidiomycota; Ustilaginomycetes; Ustilaginales; Ustilaginaceae. The coding region runs from base 1 to 1851 and encodes 616 amino acids.
AUGGAGCCCGCUCCGCUCUUUCGCUCUCCCAAAAGGAGGGUGGCCUACUUCUACGACACUGAUGUCGGCAACUUCAGCUACGGCCUGGGACACCCCAUGAAGCCCCACCGCAUGCGAAUGGCCAACAACCUCAUCACCAACUACCAGCUGCACAAGAAGAUGGACGUCUUUCGGCCGAAACGAGCCACUCCGGAGCAGAUGACCCGCUUCCACACCGACGAGUACGUCGACUUCCUGCGCAAGGUCACGCCCGAGACUGUGCAGGAGCUCUCGGCAGAAGGCACACGAUACCUCAUCGGCGAGGACUGCCCCGCCUUCGACGGCCUCUUUGAGUUCUGCAGCAUCUCUGCGGGGGGCUCCAUUGGCGCCGCGUCGAAGCUCAAUUCGGGCGAGGCCGACAUCUCGAUCAACUGGGGCGGCGGCCUCCACCACGCAAAGAAGCGCGAGGCCAGCGGCUUCUGCUACGUCAACGACAUCGUUCUCGCCAUCCUCGAGCUGCUGAGGGUCCACCUCCGCGUGCUGUACAUCGACAUCGACGUUCACCACGGAGACGGCGUCGAAGAGGCUUUCUACUCGACCGACCGGGUCAUGACGGCCUCGUUCCACAAAUUUGGCGACUUCUUUCCCGGCACGGGCGACGUCAGGGACAUCGGCGUCAAGAAGGGCAAGGGCUAUUCGGUCAACGUGCCGCUGCGAGAUGGCGUUGGCGACGAAGAGUUCAAGGGCCUCUUCCACCCCAUCAUCCAGCACAUCAUGGACUGGUACCGGCCCGGCGCCGUCGUCCUGCAGUGCGGCGCCGACUCGCUGGCCGGCGACAAGCUCGGCUGCUUCAACCUGUCGAUGCGCGGCCACGCCGACUGCGUGUCGUUCCUCAAGUCGUUCAACGUGCCCCUGAUAUGCCUCGGCGGUGGCGGCUACACGGUCAGGAACGUGGCGCGGACCUGGACCUACGAGACCGGGUUGCUGGUCGGCGAGGAGCUCAGCGAGGACCUGCCGUUCAACGACUAUAUUCAGUACUUUGGACCCGAGUACAAGCUCGACGUGCCGCGGACCAGCAUGGACAACCUCAACAGCAAAGAGUACCUGGACAAUCUGAGGUCCAAGGUCAUCGACAACCUGCGUUCGAUGCCGUUUGCCCCGAGCGUGCAGAUCCAGGAGACGCCGCGCAACUCGAUCAACCCCGCCGACGUCGAGAUCUCGGACGACGAGGACUCGGACCUCGACGAGCGGAUCUCGCGCAAGCUGCGGGACGCCCACAUCCAACGGUACGACGACGAGCUCUCGGGCGACGAAGAGUCGGACCGGGAGCCGAUGUCCGAGGACGAGGCAGAAGGAUCGUCGAGGCGGAGCAUAUCGAGAGGUGCGGGCGCGCGAGCCUCUGCGCCGUCGAUCCUCAAGCCGCUCGCUUCGUCGGCGGCGGCGACCUUCGACCACGACCUGGCGUCGCGCUACAUGUCGCAGAACGGCGUCGGGGCGGCCAGGGGCAAGGGUAGAGCGAAGCGGACAUUCUUUUCUCGUCGCGCCGCGGCGCCCGUGCUGGCCGACUUGCAGCUGCACGACGCAGACCAUGCGGACGGCCCGGGGCCUGGCGGUCACUACUCGUUUGGACGAUCGGGCCAGUCGAUGACGACGGCGCAGCUGAUCGCCGCUGCUGUCGGUAGCAGCCACCACGGAGGUCUGGCCGCCGACGGACGGGAUGCGACACCGGCAUCCGAGUUUGAGUCGGGCACGCCGGCGCUCAAUAGCUCGGCGUACGGAGGCAACGGCAACGGGCCGAGAAGGGGGGCCAACGGCCAUGCGCCAAACGGGACCGGCGGCGGCGGCAAGCGGCUGGUGGCGGGGGCUCACUGA